AUGGGUGUAAAACCUGAGGAUGUUCCCGAAAACUGGUCUUGCGAUGACUGUGUUGAAGAUACUGGCGUGUUUGAGAUCGGAGAAGGUAGUGGAGUUCAAAAGCAAAAUGAUUUACGCAAUCCAAAGUCUUCUGAAACUGUAGGUCGGGCCUUGAACAUAGAGCCUAACCUAAACCUGAAUCCUAACAUAGAUCUCAAUCAAGAUCCUCCCAUAGAUCUGAAUGUGAACCCUAACCUUAACGUGAAUCCUAACAUAGAUCUCAAUGUAGAUCCUUCCAUAGAUCUGAAUGUGAACCCUAACUUAGACCUGAAUUUGGAUAUGAACCUUGAUCCAAACCUAAGCCUGAGAGAGGAUAAUAACUUGGACCUUUCUUUAGAUGGUGGUUCAUCUUCUAGGCCAAGUUCUACUAAUAACUCCCAAGCUCAUAAGCGAACGAGAGCGUCUCUGAAUCCUUCACCUGGGCAAGGAUCUCUUGAAGAAGAAGAAGACCAAGAUGCAAAGAGGCCUCGUGUGGAUACUCGACUCUCUCUAUGA
This is a messenger RNA of Eruca vesicaria subsp. sativa (arugula), 534 nucleotides long. Lineage: Eukaryota; Viridiplantae; Streptophyta; Magnoliopsida; Brassicales; Brassicaceae. The record is from the annotation of a GenBank genome assembly.